Molecule: messenger RNA, 3193 nt
Organism: Triplophysa dalaica
Lineage: Eukaryota; Metazoa; Chordata; Actinopteri; Cypriniformes; Nemacheilidae
Gene: spice1
Product: spindle and centriole associated protein 1
Exons: 18
Coding region: 360-2525 (721 amino acids)
Biological process (GO): metaphase chromosome alignment; mitotic spindle assembly; regulation of centriole replication
Cellular component (GO): centriole; centrosome; spindle
Source: RefSeq, a predicted model, not a curated record
AGUUUGCUUUGCUUCUAUUUAGUUUUAGCUUUGCUUUGCUUCUCUUAGCUUCGUUUUAUUUUAUUAUUAUUUUUUAUUAGCACUCAGACUCCGUGUACCUUUAUUUUGAAAUAUGGUGAAGUUGCGCUUUUAAUUUAUCCUUGAUCAACGCUUCCUUGUUUUUGUUACUACAGCGCUAACGAAAACAAACGGCGGCAAACAUUUGAAUGCGUCGCUUUUUGCAUCAGUUUCAGAAAAGUAACUUAAGUUAUAAAGUUAUACGUUUUGUUAGGAAGAUCUUACUUGUGAGAUCUAACCACUGUGUUUAGCAAGAAAGUUGUUUUGUUUCUAUAGGUGACAUCUGCGUCUGUCAAUGUGAGAUGUCCUUAGUGCGUAUGAACCGUCAUUUAUAUGGUCAAAGACCCGUGCGAACCAAGAAGGUGUCUGCACCCAAGAAGGAAUGGGUGAGCACAGUCAAUGAUCUUUCGGUACAUAAAGCAACACCAGAUGAACUGGCCAGACGCCAUGAGAAGCACAGGUCUCAGAACAGGGUUGCGGCACAGUGGGAAUUAAGAGAAAAUGCAUCACGCCGACGGAUGAAGAAUCAGCCCCCCAGCCCACCAGGACUUGAUAAAGCCAGGCUCAACAUCAUCAGAGAGGUAUUCUCUGACCAGUGCCAGUUGCGGGAUGUUAUUGCACGUUCAGACAAAGCUUUGGCUCUAGUGAAAGACCUGUUUGGGGAUGAACCCCGUCGGCACACAGGGUUCCCCACCAUUACAAUGGCACCUGAUUGUGACUCAGACUCUGAUCUUCCUGUUCAACAAAGACCUGAUCCUCCCACACAGCUGUCACUACUCAGCCAAUCUAUGAUGGAUCAACAGGCACUGAAUGAAUUGGAGGAGUUCGAAGAGGAAUAUGACGAAGAAGAUCUAGACACUUUAGAACACUUCAGUUCUGCUUCUGAAAUGCACAGAAAAAGAAAUAAAUGCAGGACAAAGUCCUUGCCAUGUGGCUCAAAAUAUCUGGACCCAAAGCUACCUCGAACACCACGUGGUACCAGAGAACCAAAGGACAAAUCGGCCCUGAAUGCCACAGUUGCACUACAACGCUUAAAAUCAAGUCAGACUCAGCCUGACACAAGUCAGUCUACGUUACAAGUCGACCAGGUUCUCAAUCCUGAGUCUGCUUCCACUAAAUCAGGUCCUAAGGGCAGUAGAGGGCGCUCAAGAAACACCACCGGUCUAAACGGCUCAGGAUUGAGUUCUUUGGGAGGGAACCAGUCUAGUCUGGAGCUUCUACAGAGUAUGUUAGAGCAGGUAGAGAAUGAACUGGACUCUCUGGAUCCACAGGAGCCUUCAAGCUCUGAAGCUGGACAUCAGCAAUGGAAACAGGGCCUGACCGGCUUCUCUGUUGCUUUAGUAUCUACGGUUGGACGUCUAGCCAGUCAUUUAAGAAAGAAGGAAGAGCAGUCCCAACAGGAGGCCGAGAAGAGAAGAAAGCUAGAGGAGGUUUUGAAGGAGCAGAGGGCUUUGAUCGAUGCUCUAACUGUGGAGUCUCUCACAAUGCGAGAUGAGACAGCUGCUCUGCAGGUGAGGUUUCAGCAGCAGGUAUCUGAACUGGAACAGCGUCUGGAUGCUGUAGUGCUUGUUCUGGGAGGAUCAGAUUCUGCAGUUCACAUUCUAGACGACACGGCUCAAAAAGGUGGGUAUCAUGAGACAGUACAUGGCUGUAUUGAAAAAUAUCAACAUGUACAGCAACAGGACACCAUCACUAGAGCUGUGCUGCUCUCUCCACCUCGGCAGAGAGAUGGUCUGCCCCCUGCAGCGUCUUACACACGAUCACACGCACCUCCGCUGCCCUAUAGUGGCUCCUGCACUGCAACAGGAAGUCAGUGUUCACUGGAGGAUUUGGACAUCCCCUGUUCUUCUUCCUCAUACGCCAGCCUGCCACGCCCCACUCCUCUACUGGACUUUCUUUCCCAGGAUGCCAGGAUCGGGGAUGUUGUCGAGUUUACACAUCAGAAUGCAGAAAUCCAGGCCCAGCUGGAUCAAAACCGCCCAACUCCAGCUGGAGCAUCAGUAUCCAGAGAGGAGAGUGCCACCAGGUUGUCUUCAACCAGUUUUGUAGCAAGACCAGCAUCAGAUCAACAACACACACAGCAGCCUGUUUGUGUACAGAGAUCUUCAACGACAGAUAUUGAACAAAAACUGCAGGAGUUGAACCGACAAACCGCAGAAGCUAGAGCUAAACUAUUAGAACUCAUUGAGCAACAGAAACAGAGUUCGUCUCUUAGAGUUUCCCCUGUAAUUUCUCCAGUACCACAUCAUUCAACAAGCAUUUAUACAGCUGUUAAAGGCUUAACGCCAGAGCCAUUUCUGACAAUUCCUGAGAGAAACCAUUCACCACAGCCCACUGUAAGCGGCACAAGUUCAGCUGGAAGACUAUCACCACAAAGUUUAGAAAGUUUGGAAAUCCAAGGCAUUCAGAGUCAAGUGGGCAAGGUGAAAGGAGAGGGCUGGUUUGCUUUGUCCGCUCACGUCAAAUAACUUGAGUUCAGGAAAAGGACAAGUUAUGUAAAAUGCUACAUUUACAAUCGCAUUUUAAAUGCAUCCUAAUAUCGGGUCCUCAUAUGGCUCACGUUUCUAUAAAAGUUCUGGUUGUGUUGACGGCAUAUUUGUCAGCAACAAGAAUAAAAAAUCAAGUGUUAGAAUGGACAGAGAUUUUUACAAGUUAAUCUUCAUUCUGUUUGGCGAAGUUUAGAGUUAGUUGUCCAAAUGUUUUACAUGAAGUAUACAAUUUCCUUUUAACUUAUUUUAAAUAUCAAAGUGUCUAUAAACUGACUGUAACUUAUUCAUUGUAUUGUUUCUCUUUUUGUAAAGAACUUCAUGGUGCAACAAUAAAAUUUUGAUAACUAAAUGCUUUAUUUGUUGUUGUCACAUUUCACUGCAAUUAUUUUCUAAUCACAGCAACCAAAAAUGGAACGCAGCAGUAUUUGAAGCUAAAAACCUUUACUUAUUCUAGUAAACUUGAUCAUAAUAAUAGUCUUCCAUACAAAAGAGAAUUACUGCAGUGUAAAAAAAUAAGAGACCAUUUUUAAAUUAAUUCCAACAUACGGUGGUGUUGCGCUCCGGGCGACCCGAGUUCGAGGCUCAUGGUCCUUUCCCAAUCCCAUCCCCCCUCUCACCCACUUCGUUUCCUGUCCUCAUUGUUACUG